Messenger RNA from Rhagoletis zephyria (snowberry fruit fly), 2480 nucleotides. It is a transcript of the gene Alg12, whose product is annotated as Alg12 alpha-1,6-mannosyltransferase. Gene Ontology annotation, molecular function: alpha-1,6-mannosyltransferase activity. Gene Ontology annotation, biological process: protein N-linked glycosylation. Lineage: Eukaryota; Metazoa; Arthropoda; Insecta; Diptera; Tephritidae. The record is from RefSeq and is a predicted model, not a curated record. Gene Ontology annotation, cellular component: endoplasmic reticulum membrane.
UACAAUACCCAUCGUCGGCGACGUGGAAGAGACGAAAACUAAAAUUAGAACAAUAAAGUGUCAAAUAUUGGAAAAAUGGCAAUAAACACCAUAUUAAGCAGAUGGCGAUUAAAAAAGUAUUAGUGUAAAUGUCCAGGAAAUAAUAGAUUAGCAACAAGCUAAGAAAACAAAAUAUAAAAAAAUUACUUGUGCUGAAGUUCUGCAGGUGCCGCUUGAUACCACAAAGUGUUUUGCCAAUGAAAAGUUGGUGGUGAUAAGAUUUCAAACAAAACCAGGACAGAGAAAAAUAGGGACGACGCCGUGGAUAAAUUGCAAUUAUGUAAUUCGGUUGAGGCGAUGGACACCUAAAUUUUUACCUCUCGGUGGUUAUAACUUAAGCGUUUUUUAUACAUUUUUCAAGGCAUACAUACAUACAUAUGGAUAUAUCUAUUUUAAUUGUACCAAAGCAUUAGCAGACAUGGAUUCUUUAUUAUUUUUAACGGCUGCGGCGCACCUCUUCUACGCGCCAUUCACCAAAGUAGAGGAGAGCUUUAAUUUACAAGCAAUGCAUGACAUACUCUAUUUACGGCAAAAUUUUUCCCAGUACGACCAUAACGACUUCCCCGGCGUGGUGCCACGCACUUUCCUCGGCCCACUUGUUAUAGCGAUAUUGUCCUCACCUUUUAUUAUACUUUUUGAAGCACUGCAAGUGAAUAAGUUCUGGGCGCAAUAUGUAGUGCGUUUAGUUUUAGCCGCUGUAGUAACAGCAUCCUGGCACAACUUUCGCCGUGUGAUAACCAAGCAGCUAGGUACUGAAGUGCGGCUAUGGUUUACUAUAAUAACAUUGACGCAAUUUCAUUUCAUAUUUUACAUGAGUCGUCCAUUGCCGAAUAUCUUGGCUUUGCCUGUUGUGCUCUAUGCUUUGGCAUAUUGGUUACAAGGUCAAACGAAACAGUUCAUUAUUAGUUCUGGUAUUGCAAUACUAGUAUUUCGUUCAGAACUGUUACUAUUCUUGGGGCUUCUGCUGGCGUAUGACGUAUUGUUCCGCAAGGUUUCACGUAUAAAAAUAGCAUUACCCGCAGGUUUAGCUAUUUUGGCCGUCACAAUCACUUUGGAUUCAUUUUUCUGGCGUCGCCUCUUAUGGCCCGAAGGAGAAGUACUUUGGUACAACACAAUACUUAACAAAAGCUCCAAUUGGGGUACAUCUCCCUUUUUAUGGUAUUUCUAUUCAGCCCUGCCGCGAGCGUUGGGUGCCUCAAUUGUUCUAGUUCCCUUUGGAGUUUAUUUGGAACCACGCACACGCCCAUUGGUGAUUGGCUUGGCGUUUGUCCUUAUUUAUUCAUUGUUGCCACAUAAAGAGUUGCGUUUUAUUGUUUACGUAUUUCCAGUGCUCAAUUUGGCCGCCGCAUGCGCGUGUAGUCGAUUCUGGCUCAAUAGCGGAAAAUCAGUUUGGCAUCAAUUUCUUGCAUUUAGUGCUGGUGCACAUUUAUUAAUCAAUAUUCUUAUUACUGUGUUACUCUUGGUUGUAUCAAGUAAAUAUCCAGGGGGCGUAGCAAUGACACGUCUACAUCGCUUGGAGGCCGAAACACCCAAUGUGUUUGUGCAUAUAGCAAAUUUAGCUGCUCAAAGUGGGGUUUCGCGUUUCCUGCAAAUUCGAGACGAUUGGCACUAUUGCAAAAACGUCGUAAAUUAUGGCCCCGGGCAAACGCAACGUUAUACGCAUCUCAUGGUGGAAGCAAAAAACAAAAAUAAUAUACAACUAUGGUCUGAUCUGCAGGAAGAGUUUGAAAUUCUGGAGUUUGUCGAUUGUUUCAAUAACAUUGGCAUUCAAUACAGCUCAUUUGUGCCAAUUCGCAUCAAGACAAAGCCAUGUAUUGCCAUUUUAAAGAGACGAAAACUUCCGGCAAAUGCUAUCAGCAGCAAACAGAAGGCAAAAGACGAAAUAAAUUGAAGAGAAAAAAGGAGCUUGAAAAGCCGUUUGAAAGUCAACAACCUCAAAAGCAACAAACUUCUGUUGGUGGAUCCCACCGAAGCCACGAAUCUUCAGAAACGUUAAACCAGAGCAGGAACUGACGACGAAACAGUCGACAUGUCCGAUCAGCUGACGAAAGAAAUAAAUUUUCAAGAACUUCGCAAUCUUGCACUGGGUAAAGUGAAUCGAAAAACUAAGGCAACGAAACUGAAAAUUCGACAGCUAAUCGAACAGCAUUACCGCUCAAAGGGGCGUCAAAUUGAAAAUUCUGCAGAAAAAGUGGAGAAACGACCCAACAUUGGUGUCGCGCCUAGAACGCGCCAAUCGGUUAAAGCCAUUAUAAAACAAGAACGAAUUAAGGAAAUGAUUGAACAAAUCUCUACAAUGGACUUGACACGUAUUUGCGACCUAGAGCGAGUAUCAACCAAAGACUGUCUAAAACAGGUCAUCGAUAAACUGGAUGUUGAUGAUAAGACGAAAAGCAUAUCGUGAAAAUAUAUAAUAUGAAAACUAAAUUAUAUUAUUUAAU